GGGCUCUCGCCCUCCAGGCUUGAGCCCUAAAUAUACUGCUGUAGUAAAUGUUUAAAUGAAUAACAAAGCAUAGCUGGCAAGUAUGCCUUUUCUUUCACUUGUGGUGGCACAUUGGUUAAAGACUGCGAGGUAAGUCAAACUUUUUCAACAUUGUUUAGAAUAUACUGCUAAAAUACAUUUAAAUGUAUAACAAACCAUAGCUGACAAAUGUAUCUUUUUCUUUUGUGUGGUGGUGCACUGGUUAUAGACUGCGAGUUGAAGUUAAAUGCUUGCUUUUUUUCAUAGCAAAAUUAAGACCGUAUCCAUGUGUGCUAGGUAGUGUUAAGAUAUUAAUCAGUACUUGUGUCUUGUCAAGGGCUUAUGUGAAUAUGUUGCUGGUCACAAAAUCUUGCAUUGAUAUUUUAAUUAAGAAACAUUUCUUAUUCUCUUUCCAUUCCUGUUAAUGUUAGUACAUCACAUUUUUAUGUUAAUCAUUUGAACUGUUUGAAUAGCUACAGUGUAAUCAGGUUCUGAUGCUUUAAGAAUUGAGAAGUACAUGUAGUAAUUCUGUUUCCGUGUUCACAGAUGCCGCGACCAACCAAGAGGUCGACAAUAGCCAAACGGCUAUACGCACAGAGAUGUGCAAGUACAGAGGCUGCACCGCUUCCUCUUAAAAUAACUGAAGCAGAGUUUCCACCCCUUCCUCUUAAAAAAAGGGCAGAGGCUGCACGACCACCUCUUAAAACAUACAAGGCCGAGGUAACGCCGCUUCCUCGUAAAAAAAUGGCCGACUGCUCCGGCAGUUGUAAUCCUGGCCCCACCCAGCAGGUUCCACCCCGUCCUGCAAAAACAAACGGGAAAGAGGCUGCGACGCUUCCUCUCAAAAUAAGUCAAGCCAAGGUUAUGCCCACUCCUUGUAAAAAAAAAGGCCGGUUUUGCCAUCGUGUAGAAACCACCCCUCAACAGGUUCCACCCCUCCCUGUGGGUACAAUUGGGGUAGAGGCAAAGACGCUCCCUCUUAAAACAAGUCGAGCCGAGGUUAUGCCACAUCCUCGUAUAAAAAAAGGUCGGUUUUGCCAUCGUGUAGAAACCAACCCUCAACAGGUUCCACCCCUCCCUGUGGGCGCGAUUGGGGUAGAGGCAAAUACGCUCCCUCUUAAAACAAGUAGAGCCGAGGUUAUGCCACAUCCUCGUAAAAAAAUAGGCGGUUUUUGCCAUUGUGUAGAAACCACCCCUCAACAGGUUCCACCCCUCCCUGUGAAUCCAAUUGGGGUAGAGGCUGCACCGCUUCCUCUUAAAACAAGUCAAGCCGAGGUUGUGUCACGUCCUCGUCCAAAAGUGACAGACAAAGAACGCCUAUGUUCGAUGUCGGAAAUUUCCAACCAAACAAAACCCAGAUAUACCCUGCCUAUUUCCGUUCAUAAACCAUCUAUUCCUGUUCAUAAACCAUCUAUUCCCGUUCAUUCACCGUCUAUUUCAAAGAGAUUCCCAUUGAACUCAAACGAAAACAAAAGAAAAAGCUCAAAACAAUGUUUCAACAGGUGUGACCAAUCUGUCAAAAGUUCCAGACAAUCUGCAGGAAGGUUUGUGAUUCCAACCAAGUCGAUGGAUAAUGAUUUGAACACUUUAAAUUUGAGUUUUGAAUUUCCACAGAAAUCCGUGCUGACAGGUUCUUUUGAUCAAGCUGAUGCCCGCUUUGGAGAUUUGCGCAACAGGCAGUGUGGAGCCAUCAGUCUGACGGCAGUUUUGAGAAGCAAGCUGAAGAAUGUGCUGACGUGGUCGACACAAGAUCUGGAUGGUGUCUUGGUUGCAGGAACACACCUCUAUGAGUCUCUGAGAAAACAGGGUAACAUAAAAGACCGGGAAGUGAAGGGUAGGAAUUACAUUGCAGUCCAUGAACUACCAAGGAGACACAUGUUGGGUAAUACUACAUUUUCCAUCGAGUACAGUCCAUCUCUGACUGGUUUUGUUAAUGUCAAUGAGUACCAUGCGUAUGACAAAGCCAUAAGCGGUGUAGCCAUGCCACUUGAUGUAGCUCUUCAGCAAGCUCUACUGAGUGCUGAUGCUUUCUUGUUAACCGUUUGUGCCAACACAUCUGCAGUUAUUAAGCAGGGAUCAUGGUAUGCAGUUGUUGACUCUCAUGCUAUCAAAACAGAGACGAGUUGUGUUACUUAUCACAGAUCCGUUGAGUCUCUGUACAACUAUAUUAAUGACAUGGCACAGUUAUUUGGGGAACCUGAGCCACCAUUUGAGAUAACUGGAGUUUUGGUUUAUGCAGACGCAGAAGUUUGUGAUCCAUUGGAAGAAGCCGCUGGCAGCAGUUUUCCAUGCACUUCUGGUAAAGCCCUUUACAGCGAGGUCUUAAAACGCUCACCCAAGGUCUGUGAAUCUGUAAAGAGUGAGGUAAAGCCAUCUGAUUUUCAAGUAGACUCUGGCAAACUCCGGCAACCCCAGAUGAAGCACCCCAUGAAAACCCAACCAAAAUCCAUGAAAAAACCUAUCCAAACUGAACAAAACAUUCCUGCAAAUUGCCAUGAAAGUGCUUUGAGUGCUUGUUGUGAUUUUCCACAGAAAUCCAUGCUAAAAGGCUCUUUUGAUCAAGCUGAUGCCCGCUUUGGAGAUUCACGCAACAGGCAGUGUGGAGCUAUCAGUCUCACGGCAGUGUUGAGAAGCAAGCUGAAGAAUGUGCUUACGUGGUCGACACAAGAUCUGGACAGUGUCUUGGUUGCAGGAACACGCCUCUAUGAAUCUCUGAGAAAACAGGGUAACAUAAAAGAUCGGGCAGUGAAGGGUAGGAAUUACAUUGCAGUCCAUGAACUACCGAGGAGACACAUGUUGGGUAAUACUACAUUUUCCAUUGAGUACACUCCGUCUCUGACUGGUUUUGUUAAUGUCAAUGAGUACCACGAGUAUGACCAAGCCAUAAGCGCUGUAGCCAUGCCACUUGAUGUAGCCCUUCAGCAAACUCUACUUAGUGCUGAUGCUUUCUUGUUAACCAUUUGUGCCAACACAUCUGCAGUUAUUAAGCAAGGGUCGUGGUAUGCAGUCGUUGACUCUCAUGCCAUCAGGACAGACACAAGUUGUGUAGUCUAUCACAGUACCAUAGAGUCUCUGUACAACUAUAUCAAUGACAUGGCACAGUUGUUUGGGGAACCUGAGCCACCAUUUGAGAUAACUGGAGUUUUGGUUCAUGCAGAUGCAGAAGUGUCUGAUCCGCUGCAAGAAGCAGGCAGCAGCAGUUUACCAUGCUCUUCCGGUAAAGCCCUCUACAGUGACGUCUUAAAACGCACACCAAAGGUACGUGAAUCUGUGAAGACUGAGCCAAAGACCCCUGAUUGUCCGGUACCUGUGGAUGAAGUUGCAGAUGUGAGAAACCCUAACCUUCCAACGCAGACAGUCUCUAAUGUGUUGCCAAGUAAAGGUAAAAGAUUGAGGAAAGAAAAGCACAUUGAGCUGUCAGGUAAACGGGUUACAAAAUCACACGCUGAAACUGUUGUAACCGAUGACCUGAUGAUCACUGAUGUUUCAGUUCCAGAUGUCUUUUUUUCUCCCUUAACACAUAAUGAUAAGCAAGCUUUAUGUGAGCUCAUACAAAUGUCCAGUGAUAACAGUGACCAUAAUGUCAUAAACUUUGGUCCCAUUUCAGCUCCGUGUCAGACAAAGACCAUUAAACCAGACGGCAACUGUUUUUUCAGAUCGUUGGCACAUGUGAUAUGUGGAAGUGAGGAGAAACACUUGAAGGUUCGCCGUGCAGUUGUGAAACAUCUGAAGAUGAAUACUCCGCUGUUUGAGAGGUACGUGAGAAGUGAGUAUUCUUCAGCAGAGGAUUAUCUGACACGAUCUAGAAUGUUUUAUUCUGGCUCAUGGGUAACAGAAAUUGACAUAUUUGUUGCGGCUGAUCUUUUCAAAACCACCAUAAUGACUUUUAAUGACGGCCGAUGGAAUGCGCACAAACCUAAUGGAGAGGCAUUCACUCAGAAUGCAAUUUAUCUGAAACACUGUAACCGUAAUCAUUAUGAAGUUGUGACAUGUGUUAAGCACAGGGAUCGAGAUUCUGUUUGUGCAGGAGCAUGUGGAAAUGUGGUCUCAAAUGAGGUCAGCAAACCAUGUCUGCGUAAGCGAAAGGUAAGUGAUGCUGAAGAAUGUUGUCCAACCAAAAGGCAUCGGGACAGAUAUCGCAACGACAGCGAGUACAGACAAAAACAACUGAAGUACGAGAAGGCAAAGUAUGGUAAUGACCCUGAAUACAGACAGAACAAAAUUGAGCAUGCCAAAGCUAAAUAUUGUGAUGGUGCCAUUUACAGGGGGAAAAAAAUUGAAUAUGCCAAAACAAAAUAUUCUGUGUGA
Carassius gibelio (silver crucian carp) is the source of this 4326-nucleotide messenger RNA. RefSeq lists its product as uncharacterized. The transcript is spliced from 2 exons. The coding region runs from base 565 to 4326 and encodes 1253 amino acids. Lineage: Eukaryota; Metazoa; Chordata; Actinopteri; Cypriniformes; Cyprinidae. The record is from RefSeq and is a predicted model, not a curated record.